Messenger RNA from Apiotrichum porosum, 1200 nucleotides. RefSeq lists its product as uncharacterized. Gene Ontology annotation, molecular function: 5-methyltetrahydropteroyltriglutamate-homocysteine S-methyltransferase activity; zinc ion binding. The record is from RefSeq and is a predicted model, not a curated record. The transcript is spliced from 4 exons. The coding region runs from base 1 to 1200 and encodes 399 amino acids. NCBI's taxonomy places the organism in Eukaryota, Fungi, Basidiomycota, Tremellomycetes, Trichosporonales, Trichosporonaceae.
AUGUCCGUCCCGGUCAAAGCUCCCUUCCGCGCCGAGCACCUCGGGUCCCUCCUGCGUCCUAAGGAGCUUCUCGUCGCUCGCGAGGAGUUUGAGAAUGGCAAGAUGAGCGAGGCGCAGCUCGACCCCAUUUCGGACAAGGCUGUCGCCGAGGCUGUCAAGAUGCAGGCCGACCUUGGGUUCCAUGCCUGCACUGACGGCGAGUACCGGCGUGGAAUGUUCUGGGGCACGUUCUUUGAGGAGCUGGAUGGUUUCAAGGAGAUUGACAACGCCCAUGUCUCCAUGUUCCGCGACUACGUCCCGGACGUGUCCGUCUUUCACGAGAUGGGCGGCUGGGGAUGGACGUGUAUCUGUGACGGCAAGAUCAAGCACACUGGCAAGUCGAGCCUGAUCAAGGAGUGGAGCUACACGCGCGACCAGGCGGCCAAGAAUGGACGCGAGGCCAAGCUCACCAUGAUCUCGCCCGUCUGGUACCACCUGCGGUUCAAGGAGGGUAACGCGUACCCUGCCGACGUCUACUCGAGCGACAAGGAGUACUUUGCCGACAUUGCCGCGGCGUACCGUGCCGAGCUGGACAUUCUGUACGACGCUGGCGUGCGUAACAUCCAGAUUGACGACCCAAACUUUGCCUACUUCUGCUCGCAGGCCAUGAUCGACGGGUGGGCCGCCGACAAGGACAACAAGACCACCCUCGACGAGCUCCUCGACACGUACAUUGCGCACUACAACGACUGCUUCAGCUCGCACGCCGACAAGAUCCAUUUCGGUCUCCAUAUCUGUCGUGGCAACUUUAAGGGCUCGCGCCACUUCAGCGAGGGCGGCUACGACCGCAUCGCCACGUUGCUGUUCCAGAAACUGUGCUUCCACACCUACUACCUCGAGUACGACACUGAGCGCGCCGGCGGGUUCGAGCCGCUCCAGCAGUUGCCGGCGCACAAGCGGGUUGUGCUGGGCGUGGUAUCGUCAAAGUUCAACACCAUGGAGGACAAGGACGCCAUGGUCAAGCGCGUCCGCGAGGCCGCCCAGCACAUGGCCAAGGGCUCGGGGGAGACCCCCGACCAGGCGCUGCAGCGUCUCUCGGUCUCGCCCCAGUGUGGGUUUGCGAGCCACGAGGAGGGCAAUGCCAUCACUUGGGACGGUAUGGUGGACAAGCUCAAACUUGUGCGUGCCAUUGCCGAUGAUAUUUGGAAGGCAGAGCCAUAA